GUUAAACCAUACACUGUAAAAAUAGCAGUAAACCUUCCUAUAAAUCGAUGUUAUGGACUCGAUUGCUCGAUGCUCGAUUCUUUUGAUGAGAACUUUGGAAAACGAGAAUCUCACAUCUCACACUGUUGGAGGUAGGGGGUGAAAUGUAAUGAUUUCUGAUUGGUUAAUUUGAAUAUAUUUUAUAUAUCCAGUGCGCCAUUAUAGCUGUCAGUCUUCAACGAAUUUUGCUGUCAAUAAAUUAAUUAAAAUAAAAGACCAUCAUGGCCCAAAACGUAAAUCCAUUUCUUGAACAACAGGCAGAUGUUGUAAAACAAAAUGACGAUUCAAGAAAAGCUUCAAAUGACAACCAUGCUGUAACCAAAAGGUUACACAAUGAGCUCAUGACUUUAAUGAUGAAUCCAGAUAAAAGUAUAUCGGCUUUUCCUGAAGGUGAAAACUUUUUCAAAUGGGUAGGAACAAUAACAGGCCCGAAAGAUUCUGUAUAUGAAUCAUUAAAAUUCAAGUUAAGCCUACAGUUUCCCCAUUCUUAUCCUUAUACAGCACCCACAGUAAAAUUUAUCACGCCUUGUUUUCAUCCCAACGUAGACACUAGUGGUAAUAUCUGUUUAGACAUAUUGAAAGAUAAAUGGUCUGCCCUAUAUGAUGUGAGAACUAUUUUAUUGUCUAUUCAAGUAUUGCUUGCUGAGCCCAAUAUCGACAGUCCACUUAAUGCUCUAGCAGCUACCAAAUGGCAAAGUAAAGAUGAAUAUAAAAAACAUGUUAUAGAAACAUAUAAUGAAGCAUGAGGUUUAGUUGAUUAUCUUUAGAUUAGACAAUUUUAAUUGUAAUUGUAAAUUAUUAGUUAGGCAUUUAAUGACUAGCAUUUUCAUCAUUCAGAAAUAUUUUUUUAGUAAAUUAUUUUGUGUAAAUGUGUAGAAACUAUUGAUCAUUAUCUCAUUUAUUAUCAUUACUUAAAUUUAUAUAUUGAUUUAUUGAAAAAUAUAACAAUUUACUGAA
Diabrotica virgifera virgifera (western corn rootworm) is the source of this 996-nucleotide messenger RNA. RefSeq names its product probable ubiquitin-conjugating enzyme E2 C (gene vih). The record is from RefSeq and is a predicted model, not a curated record. The coding region runs from base 261 to 785 and encodes 174 amino acids. Lineage: Eukaryota; Metazoa; Arthropoda; Insecta; Coleoptera; Chrysomelidae. The transcript has 2 exons.